Messenger RNA from Racocetra persica, 1077 nucleotides. Lineage: Eukaryota; Fungi; Glomeromycota; Glomeromycetes; Diversisporales; Gigasporaceae. The record is from the annotation of a GenBank genome assembly.
UCUCAAGAACAGCGUACAAACGCCGAAAGGCUUCUAGACGUUGCCUUUCCAACUUUCUCCGAGACCUCGACUGUACGUGCCAACGGGGCAAAUCCCUUAGGUGUAAAAAUUCAGUCCCCUCUUGAGACUUCAAUGUUUUGUAGGUGGCUCCUAGAAAAAUCUUCUUCUCCUUAUGCCCAAAUGUUUGCUGCUGCAAGGUUAAGGGGUCUCGUCUUGGAUCAUUAUACUAUGUUUUCCAUGCCACAAAAAAUAGAACUGACACAGCAUCCAGAUUAUCAGCCUUUUGUUUUAUCUUCUCUAGCUCAACUUUUUGCUACUAUAACAAAAGUUGGAUGGUUUGAAGGCGAAGAAUUUAAAAAUAUUACUAACGAUUUGUCCAAUUUUAUUCAGUCCACACCAGACCAUAUUAUUGUAGGUUUGCAAAUUCUUUCUAUAACCGUCGUGGAAAUGAAUCAACAAUCAUCAAGAAAUUUAACUAAACAAAGAAAAACUGCGAUUGGAUUCAGGGAUACCGCGUUAUUAGAGAUUUUUCAGUUAGGAUUGGUUGUUUUGCGAAGAUUGUUGAACGGUGGAAUCUUAUUCGCGAAUGAUCUUCAGGAACACAAAUCGAAAGAAUAUUGUUUAACAUUGCUUCGCAAUUGUUUGGCUUUUGACUUUAUCGGCACUUCUCCUGAUGAAUCCGGUGAAGAUGUUGGAAGCAUCCAGGUUACAUCAUCGUGGCGUUCAACAGUUGAAGAUUCAUCAUUUCUUCAAAUCAUGUUUGAAGCAUAUAAGCAAUUCCAGCCACCUCAUUCAAGCCAAGUCAUGGAGGUUAUUGUUCAAAUUUCUUCCAUUCGCAGAUCUCUAUUCAAUGAAGAAGAAAGAUCCAAGUUCUUAUAUAGUUUGAUGAAAGGAAUCAGUGAAAUCCUGAUUGGAAACAUAGGGCUUUCUGAUUUGAACAAUUAUCAUGAGUUUUGCCGCCUUCUUUCUAGGUUUAGAUCAACAUAUCAAUUGAGCGAAAUUGCUGAAAAAUCUGGAUACAAUGAAUGGAUUGAUUUGGUUGCUGACUUUUCUAUUAAAGGCUUCAAUAAUUGGCAG